ACACAGGGCCUCCACCAUGCUGAGGCUGGAAGCAGAGGGGAUGGAGGAGCUGUGGGUAACCGGGGACCCCAACAUUCCUCUUGCUCCCCAACUGGCAGUUGGUUCCUGAGUGCUACAAGAAGACAUCUUGGGAUAAGAAAACCAGGGACCAGACCACAAGGUUUUAUCCAAGGCCACACCGCUCUGACCCUGACACAUCUGCUCAUCCCAUUGUGGAUGUGAUGGAUGCUAGGCUCCUGCCGGCCCAAGACCAAUCGUGUUCCUCAUCCUGAAUCCACAGGCGAAAUCGCGGGAGCUGGUGGGGCAAGUAUCAUGUCUGCAGUGGCUGACAGGGCCAUAGUAAAGAAGGAACGGCUGUGUGACGUGGUUGGGAGAGAUCCGUACAGGGUCAACAACAAGCACGAUGACAAGUACAACCCAUUCCCUCCAAGCAAAAUCGUCCAGUGGGCGGAGGAGUUGGUGGGCCAGGAGUUCUGCUACAGUCUGACCAGCAACAACUGCGAGCAUUUCGUCAAUAAGCUGCGCUACGGGGUCUCCCGCAGCGACCAGGUCAGAGAUGCUCUCACAGCAGCUACCAUCUCGGGAGUGGGCCUGAUAGCCCUAUCUGCUGGAGUCAUGUUCUCAAGAAACAAGAAGCAACAUCAAUGACCUGAAGGGAGUGUCUUGUCAGCAGUGACAUUAUACAUUGAGGGGAGUCUUGUUUCGCUAGACAGUUUUGAGAGAGUUAACAGGCAGGUUGAUAGGGAGUCCAAGGUCUCUUUAAGGAGGAAGUGAACUUUCUUUCUUUUUCAUAUUCUUUUGCCUUAGUCUCGUAGGCUCUGUAAGCUAUAAUAUAUCUUUCCAAGGACGUGCUUAUUUUAAAAGCUCUGUGUUAAUUUUGCAUCAGUCUAUUGCAUUUGAAAACUGGCCUUUUAAGCAUAAUAUACCUUACUCCUGGGUAUGCUUUUCUCAGACUCUAUGUUAGUCAUUAUAUGUCUCUAUGUUAGUCAUUAUAACUGUAACAAAUGUUGCCUGGAAGCCUGUUUCCUCACUGCCUACACAGCCAUAACACAUCUCCCCCAGGGACAGAGUGCUUGAAACCCAUUCUUCCAGACUAGUCUUGGGCCAAUGCUAUCUCAAGAUGUAUGCUGUGGAGAGGGUCUGGAUAAAACUUUCUCAGUCUUGAGGCAUUCUUUUUAUCUAGUCUCAGCAACCAGUUGAAAAGUAUAUAAUGCCCUGCUUAAACUAGUGAGGUGGGUGCUCUUUCUACCCCCUUUUGAUACCUAUGUCAGAAGCUUUCUCUGUCCUUUUACUUUAAAUAAAUAUCUUGGCUGCACAAAGCUCUGAGUGACUGAGACUGCAUCUUUGGUCCUAGAGUUAAAUCUCCUUUGGAGACCACAAAUUCGACAGCAAACACCAUAAGCUAUCAGUUUCUGGUUUGGUUUGUGGAUUUCAUUUUUUCUUACAAUAAUAAAAGUUCAGUUCAGUUCAGUCA
Messenger RNA from Bubalus bubalis (water buffalo), 1474 nucleotides. RefSeq names its product phospholipase A and acyltransferase 3. The transcript has 3 exons. NCBI's taxonomy places the organism in Eukaryota, Metazoa, Chordata, Mammalia, Artiodactyla, Bovidae. The record is from RefSeq and is a predicted model, not a curated record. The coding region runs from base 226 to 648 and encodes 140 amino acids. Gene Ontology annotation, biological process: N-acylphosphatidylethanolamine metabolic process. Gene Ontology annotation, molecular function: A2-type glycerophospholipase activity; glycerophospholipid phospholipase A1 activity. Gene Ontology annotation, cellular component: cytoplasm.